ACUCCUAAGAAAAUGGCGGGACCUCUUCAACAAACCAAACAAAUCCGCCAUUAACGCUUUCUCCAGCUCUCAACAUUUCCUUCUCCUCUCCUUCUCUCUCUCGCUCUCUCUCCCUCCCUGUGAUUUCCGCAUCAGAUUUCAUUCCUCCACUUUCCCCUGCCCUCUCCCAUGGGACGUUAAUGACCUAAUCGCCAAAUCCCACAAGUACUAACCUCCCAUGGGAAGCUGCGUUUCCGUGCAAGCCAGAGCAGCGUCCUUCGCCAAGAGGAGCAGAGACGUCAGGCCUCUUCCAGAUCAUGCGCUCAUCGAAUCGGUUCGCAAGUCCUCCGUCCGCCUCGCGGCUUCGAUUCUCUCCGAUGAGUCCACCGGCGACAACAUUUUCGAGAAAUACCGCUUCGGGAAGGAGCUCGGCCGCGGGGAGUUCGGGAUUACGCACCAGUGCUUUGACAUUGAGACCGGCGAUACCUUCGCCUGCAAGACCAUUUCCAAGAGCAAGUUGAGGUCGGAGAUCAACGUCGAGGAUGUGCGGAGAGAGGUGGCGAUUAUGCGAAAUUUGCCCAAGCAUCCCAACAUUGUCGCCUUCAAGGAGGCCUUUGAGGAUAAUGAAGCGGUUUAUUUCGUUAUGGAGCUUUGCGAGGGCGGCGAGCUCUUCGAUAGGAUUGUCUCCAAGGGGCACUACACUGAGCGUGCGGCUGCCGACGUAACCAAGACCAUUAUCGAGAUUUGCAAGGUAUGCCAUGAAAAUGGAGUAAUCCAUAGGGAUUUGAAACCCGAGAACUUCUUGUUCGCAGAUGAAAGUGAAAAUUCUCGACUGAAGGCAAUUGAUUUUGGUCUUUCCAUAUUUUUUGAACCUGAUCAGAGAUUCAGUGAAAUUGUUGGAAGUCCGUAUUACAUGGCACCAGAGGUCCUGAGACGCAGUUAUGGACCUGAAAUUGAUGUUUGGAGCGCUGGGGUCAUUCUCUACAUUUUACUUUGUGGAGUUCCUCCUUUCUGGGCAGAAUCUGAGGAAGGCAUUGCUCAUGCUAUUGUUCGGGGUGAUAUAGAUUUUGAGAGGGACCCUUGGCCCAAGGUCUCCAAGGAAGCAAAAGAACUUGUGAUGGGGAUGCUUGAUCCAAAUCCUUAUAGCCGGAUGUCUGUUGAAGAAGUACUUGAACAUCCUUGGAUACAAAACAAAAACCAGGCUCGUAAUGUCUCCCUGGGAGAAAAUGUCGGCUUAAGGAUUAAGCAAUUCACUGUGAUGAAUAAGUUCAAGAAGAAAGUACUUAGAGUUGUGGCUGACCACUUGUCAGAUGAGCAAAUGGAUGGGAUCAGACGAAUGUUCCAUAUGAUGGACACUGAUAAAAAUGGAGACUUGACUUUUGAAGAGUUGAAGAAUGGUCUGCAUAUGAUUGGACAUUCUCUUCCUGACCCUGAUGUACGGAUGUUGAUGGAUGCUGCGGACAUGGAUGGAAAUGGAACACUAAGCUGCGAGGAGUUCGCAACAAUGUCCAUCCACCUCAGAAAGCUGAGCACUGAUGAGCUCCUGACUCAAGCUUUCAGUUACUUUGACAAAGACAAAAACGGGUACAUUGAAUAUGAUGAACUGAGAGAAGCCUUAAUGGAUGACAAUGAGAAGGUGAUCCAAGAAAUCAUUUCUGAUGUUGACUCAGAUAAGGAUGGUCGAAUCAGUUACAAUGAGUUCAAAGCCAUGCUAACCACAGGGUUGGAUUGGAAGAUGGCUUCGCGGCAGUACUCGAGAGCAAUGCUUCAUGCGCUUAGCCGCAAAUUGUUCAAAGACAAAUCUGUGGCAGUGCAAAACUAACAGUUUAAUUCUGGGUUCAACAAAGGAGUCAUCAUUUCAGAUUGGAAGGAAGUGGAUUGAUUUGUGUACCCUCAAUUUUCCUCCUUACAAAUGAUCUUUUUUUUUUUUUGGUUAAAGUAUUAUUGUGACAAAAUCUUUCCUUCUCAUUCAUCCCAUUUAAGAAGAAAACGGGGAAAGAAAAAGAAAUAGGAUAAAUGAAUGGUCUUGAUAUAAAUUUGUAGUGCUUGAAAAUCCAGUUUCUGAGAAAGACCUUGUUAUGAAAAAUCCAUUUUUUGGGUCU
Molecule: messenger RNA, 2081 nt
Organism: Momordica charantia (bitter melon)
Lineage: Eukaryota; Viridiplantae; Streptophyta; Magnoliopsida; Cucurbitales; Cucurbitaceae
Product: calcium-dependent protein kinase 24
Biological process (GO): protein phosphorylation
Molecular function (GO): protein kinase activity; calcium ion binding; ATP binding
Source: RefSeq, a predicted model, not a curated record